Papilio machaon (common yellow swallowtail) is the source of this 2827-nucleotide messenger RNA. RefSeq lists its product as uncharacterized. Bases 112 to 2601 code for a protein of 829 amino acids. The transcript is spliced from 11 exons. The record is from RefSeq and is a predicted model, not a curated record. NCBI's taxonomy places the organism in Eukaryota, Metazoa, Arthropoda, Insecta, Lepidoptera, Papilionidae.
CCGGCUCAGUCGUACACCGACCAUUUACCGAGCAACACGCGCCAUGACAGCGUUGUCUCAAAUAAAUUCGUCGCGAGUGUCGUAACUUUACGAUUUUUUGUGAACAUUACUAUGGAUAUGAUACUCCUAAGUGCUGUAUUGGUGCUGCUGCAAGGAUACGCAGCAGCGACGUGUCGUUUCCCCGGAGCCCCGGCGCAUUCCCGUGUGGAUUUCUCUGACGAGAGUCUGGCAGACGGGAGUGUCGCCAGCUAUACAUGCGAGCGCGGCUUCGAGCUCCUCGGCCCCGCCAGAAGGAUAUGUGGACAGGAUGGAACAUGGACCCCAGACGGCAUCCCCUUUUGCGUUCUAAACGUGGCGGCUGGUAAGGCGCCAAUGCAAAUCUCCACUGAUGAAAGCGGUGCUCCGCAGCGGGCGUUAGAUGGCAGCACUUCUGCAGUAUUCAGUGCCGAGACCUGUACCCUCACGAAGACCGAGCGCGUCCCCUGGUGGUACGUCAACCUAUUGGAGCCGUACAUGGUGCAGCUAGUCAGAUUGGACUUUGGCAAGCCUUGUUGUGGAGUCAAUAAGCCAGCUGUAAUUGUUGUUAGGGUUGGCAACAAUCGUCCAGAUUUAGGAACGAAUCCUAUAUGCAACAGAUUCACCGGAUUCAUAGAGGAAGGGCAACCUCUGUUCCUACCCUGCAACCCACCUAUGCCCGGAGCGUUCGUAAGCGUUCACCUGGAAGGUGCUGCUCCUAGCCAGCUGUCAAUUUGCGAAGCGUUUGUAUACACUGACCAGGCACUGCCGAUAGAGAGGUGCCCGCAGUUCAGAGAUCAGCCGCCUGGCAGUACGGCGACAUACAAUGGCAAAUGCUACAUAUUCUAUGAUCAGCAGCCGUCAAACUUCAGAGACUCACUAGCGUUCUGUAGAUCAAGAGGAGGAACGCUUGUUGACGAAAGCAAUCCAGCGCUGCAAGGUUUUAUUAGCUGGGAACUGUGGCGUAGGCACCGAAGUGACAGUAGCAGUCAGUAUUGGAUGGGGGCCGUUCGUGAUCCCCAAGAUCCCAAUUACUGGAAAUGGGUAAACGGCAAGGACGUUACCGUGUCGUUCUGGAACGCGCCGGGAGACGGUGAGGGUUGCGCCCGAUUUGAUGGCAGCAAAGGUUGGCUGUGGGCUGACACCGACUGCCAAGCGAGGCUGAACUAUAUUUGCCAGCAUCAACCAAAAGCAUGCGGCAGACCAGAGCAGCCACCAAAUUCGACAAUGACCGCUGACAGCUUUGACGUUGGUGCAACUGUUGAAUAUUCGUGCGAUAAAGGCCAUCUAUUAGUUGGGCCGACUGUGCGAACCUGUCUUGAUACUGGGUUCUACGAUGAAUUUCCACCAGUUUGUAAAAGAAUUGAAUGCGGCCUUCCUGCAGAAAUCAGGCACGGAACAUACGUGUUAGUAAACGGAACAACAUCGUAUCUAUCGCAUGUGCAGUACUACUGCGAGUCCGGCUACGAAAUGGCCGGUCGAUCGCGGCUUGUGUGCGAUAUAGACGAGCGGUGGAACGGACCUCCACCACGAUGCGAAGUGGUGCAAUGCGAGAAACCCGUGCCGAUACAAAAUGGUCGAGUGUCAGUGUCGGGCAAUGCGUCCGUGUUCGGCGCUGUGGCAGAGUAUGAGUGUGCGCGCGGACACCGGCUGCUGGGGCCGCGGCAGCGCGCCUGCCUCGCCACCGGACUCUGGGAUCAGCCCGCGCCGCAAUGCCAACCCGAGGAACGGGCGACCACUACAACGACCACAACUACUACAACAACGACAACAACAACAACAGCGCCGCCAACAACAACUACACCCAUACCCCUAACAUCAUCAUCCACCACUCCACGGUUAGUCCUUCCCACCAGACCUCGUCCGUCACAGCGCCCGAUAUCUUCCCCGACUCCCUUUGCUCCGGCGGAGACUUCACGGAGACCAAGACCGAAGAUCACAACCACGGACAGACCAACAACUAGAUCGUACGAAAAGCCGCCACCGCGCAAAGUGACUGUCAGCGACUCACAAGACGCCGCUACGAGCCACGUUCCCCAUAUUAUUGUAGCCAGUCAUCCCAGAGAAAAUCAAAUAUUGGGAAGCGGCAAUAACAUACGCGCUGAGGAGACUCCUCGUGUCAAUGUGCCGCAGCCGGUGGACGGCGAGCGUCGGGAAGGUGCACGUCUUAACAUCGGCUCCAUAAUCGCGCUCGGCUCCUUCGGCGCACUCGUCUUCCUUAUCGCCUUGAUAACUACCAUAGUCAUCCUGUUUAGGAGCAGGAAACAUAACCACGGAAAGAGGUAUAGACACCACGUGUCUCCGGAUUGCAACACGGUGGCGUCGCUCGACUCGUCCUCUUCAGAGUCACGUAGCGGCCUCAACAGGUAUUACCGACAGGCGUGGGAAGAACUCCAUGAGGCCGCCGGCGCCAAGCACGGCCAUAGACGACACGAACGAGAAGCCCCCAAAGACGGCUCCGAACUGGUGGUGGCCGACGUUUGCCCCGCGCCCCACUCGCGGGACAAACGCCGUCACCACCACCACCACCGCCGUGACUGGGCGCCCUCGCACCGUCCCCACCACAACCACAAACCUAGACAUUAAAAUUAUUAUCAAAAACUAUAUCCUUCAAUACACAAAGCGUAUUGUAAGUUAUGUUUAGGCAAUUUAAUUUAAUAUCUAAUUUAUUGAAAAACUUUGAAGUCUUUAAGGUUUGACGUAACCUCAAGGUUUUUACCACUAUGCUAGUUUUAUACUUCUGUUUGUCGAUUUACUAACUAAUUAAGAUAGUUCGUGAGUUCAUGAAUGUAGUCGUUCAUUUGAGUGGAAU